AGGUACUAUGUGGGGUUAAUCAGUGAGGGGGGAGGCUGGAGAAAGCAGCGUCAUGGAGGAAGCUGCUAGCCAGUUGGAGAGAGAACACGUACACAGCGUGUAUGAGAAGAUUGCGCCUUUCUUCAACGACACCCGCUACAAGGCCUGGCCGAAGGUGAGACAGUUCCUGCUGGACCAGGAGCCAGGCAGCAUUGUGGCUGAUGUAGGCUGCGGGAAUGGCAAAUACCUUCACAUCAAUGAGAACAUCUUCAAACUUGGCUGCGAUGUUUGCCGUCCACUGGUGGACUCUGCCUGGAGCCAAGGCCAUGAGGUCCAGCUCUGUGACGGCCUGAGGUUACCUUACAGAGACGGAUGCUUUGACGCCGUGCUCUCCAUCGCAGUCAUCCAUCACAUGUCCACCAAAGAGCGUCGUAUCAGAGCAAUAAAAGAAAUGACACGCACAUUACGAGUGGGGGGCCGUAUCAUGAUUUACGUUUGGGCCAUGGAGCAGAAGAGGCGCAAGUUUGAGAAGCAGGACAUCUUCGUCCCCUGGAACCCCAAUCCUCCGUCAUCACUGGCUCUCCACGGUCCUGCCCGUGGACCGCAGAGAGGUGGUAGGUCACAGAACGAGGGUGAGGCGGCAGACUCCAGUGACAAGCAUAGGAAGGUGAGAAGCACAUCCUCUAUGGUGGAUGAUGGAGACUUGGCCACCAGUCAGCAGAAGAGCCAGAGACUGUGGUUCUUCUCCCGGUCCCUGGACUCUGUUUUGGACUUUGGGAGUCUGUCUGUGUCCCGGUCGUCCUCCCGAGAGAUCAGCACUUUAUGUACACCCAGCGAUGAGACGAACGGGCCCAAGGUAGGUUGGCGCUGUCCCAGGGGCAAAGGUCUUAUUAGGCAAAUGUCUAGCCUGUUCUCCUCCUCAAGAACCAGCAUGGAGGAGGACGUUUUUGAGACUGAUUUGCAGGAGCAGGUUAAGAAUGAGGAGAUCAUCAAUUCCACUGAGGGAAAUGAGGCGGUCUCUGUCGGUCUUCUUCAGGACUGUACGUCCGUGCCCUUGCCUGAUUUGGUCUCUUAUGAAAUGGAGCAGUCAAAUGAGAUGAGACAAAAGGAGAACAAUGGCGAAAAACAAGAAGAUGACACGCCAAAGCAACAGGAAAGCACAGCGUCCCUACAAGGAUGUGAAGGAGAAAACGAGUGGAGCAGAGAGAAGCUGAAAGACUCUUGCAUGCGAUACUACCAUGUCUUCAGGGAAGGAGAACUGACACAGUUAAUUGAGAAUCAUGUGGAGGAACUCCAUGUUCUGCACACCUGCUUAGAUCACGCCAACUGGUGCGUGAUAGCAGAGAAGGUCCAAGUCUGGAGGAUUUGA
This is a messenger RNA of Chanos chanos (milkfish), 1348 nucleotides long. It is a transcript of the gene trmt9b, whose product is annotated as tRNA methyltransferase 9B. Gene Ontology annotation, molecular function: S-adenosylmethionine-dependent methyltransferase activity; tRNA binding; tRNA (5-carboxymethyluridine(34)-5-O)-methyltransferase activity. Lineage: Eukaryota; Metazoa; Chordata; Actinopteri; Gonorynchiformes; Chanidae. The coding region runs from base 53 to 1348 and encodes 431 amino acids. Gene Ontology annotation, biological process: tRNA methylation; tRNA wobble uridine modification. Gene Ontology annotation, cellular component: nucleus; cytoplasm. The transcript has 3 exons. The record is from RefSeq and is a predicted model, not a curated record.